AUGGAAGCUGGAAGCUCCAAGCUCCGUCCGGCAGACGCAACGCAGCACAAUCCACCGGCCGUUCUCUACUCCAUCAGCGCUUGCGCCGCGGCUUGCUACCGAAUCAUCACUCCUGAUCCAGACAACUGGCCCACUGCCAUUGUACCGCUUGCGGCCGGUUCCCCCACCACAUCCCAUCGUCUGUCUAUCCGUCUCCUUACUCUGGGCACCCACGGCCCUUCCCCAGCUGCGAUGGCCUCCAAGAAGAAGUCAGUGCCUACCGACGACGAGCUUGGCGAGCUCUUCUCGGGCAUCGGCGACGACAGCGGCCCCAAGAAGUCGGCCAAGCCCAAGUCGGCUGCCUCCAAGGCCCGCGGCGACAAGGCCGAGGACGACAUCCUGGCCGAGCUCGAGAACGAGCUGGGCGACCAGCCUGCCCGCCCUCACACGCCGCGCAUCAAGGAGCAGCUGGCGCCCAAACGUACCAGCACUGCAACACCUCCGCCGGCGGCGGCCGGCCGUCUGUCCGAGGAUAAGCCCAGCGUCGCCCGCAAGUCGGGCGAGAGCACCCGAUCGUACCAUGCCAGCUUCACGCCGAGUGCCACCAGCUCCGACCUUCAGGAUGCCGAGAAGAAAGGCCCUGUAGAGCAGACUGCCGCCCCUGCUGCCGCCGCCGCCCCUGCCUCUGGGGGAGGUGGAUGGUGGGGAGGCAACUGGGGCGGCAUUGUCGCGUCGGCCACUGCGACCGCUUCCGCUGCCAUGAAGCAGGCCGAGGCAGCUUACAAGGAGAUCCAGCAGAAUGAGGAGGCCAAGAAGUACAUGGAGCAGGUCAAGGGCAAUGUGGGCUACAUCAGAAGCUACGGCGACGAGUUGCGGCACCGAGCUCUCCCAACCUUUACCAACAUUCUGCACACUCUUGCACCGCCGAUCUCGUCCCACGAGCGCUUGCUGAUUCACAUCACCCACGACCUCGUCGGCUACCCAUCCCUGGACCCCCUCAUCUAUGGCGUCUUCAGCCGUGUCAUGUCCCAGGUCGAGGGAGGAGACUUACUGGUCAUCCAGCGAGGUCACGAGAGCACCGCUCGUCGUGCCUCUGACGCUGCCUUUUACACCGCGUCUUCGUCGUCCGCCGGCUGGCGCGACGGCCCUUGGUGGCGUCAGGUGGACACCCCGAGGGACCUCGGUUCAGUUAAGGGGCUGGUUGAGGGUUCAAAGCUGUGUCGCGUAUCGGCGGAGAGCUAUGCACACGAUUUCUUCGCUUCCAAAGGCGGUAUUGCCGAGGUGCAGAAACGCGCACUUGAGCCCGUCAGCGACGAAAACCCAGUGAGAACGAGCGACAUCUUCCUUGCCGUGCAGGCCAUCACUGUCGACGCAGAUUCGGCCUUGUUCGCUGGCAGCACAGCUGGCGAGAAGGAGAAGGAAGAGAGUGCCGUUGCAGAUGCCGCCGGCGAUACUCAGAUCUGCUUCGCUGUAUACGUCUUCGACCCUGUCCACGAUAUUACAUUCAGCACCAUUUCGCAGGACAUCCCGGCCAAGUGGAUCCAGUGGCUCGAUGCGCCUAGUCCUCUUACUCCUGCCAGCGGUGACACCGAGGAGCAGCAGUCCCCCAACGAACUCAUGCUCGUGCCCGAUGAGAUCCGUGAGAUUGUCGAGAACGGUGGGGUUGACCCGAGGGAGUGGGUUGCUGAGUGGGUCGAGGAGGCCCUCAGCCUGAGUGUGGGCGUCGUUGCGCAGCGUUAUGUAGCCCGGAGGAUGGGUGUUGGCGAGGGUGGACUUGGGAAGGGCAAGCAGAAGAUUGAUUCUAUUAUGCAGGAGGGCGGUGGCGAGGCUGCCAGAGCUGGUCUUAUCUAG
This is a messenger RNA of Neoarthrinium moseri, 1830 nucleotides long. RefSeq lists its product as uncharacterized. The coding region runs from base 1 to 1830 and encodes 609 amino acids. The transcript is spliced from 3 exons. The record is from RefSeq and is a predicted model, not a curated record. Lineage: Eukaryota; Fungi; Ascomycota; Sordariomycetes; Amphisphaeriales; Apiosporaceae.